UACAAGUUGCGCAUUGUUGAAGUAUCAAAAUGAAAGUGCCAUUUUCCAUGAUAUCACAUCCCUGACGUCAACAAUUUGGUGAAUGACGGACUGAAUUGCAUUAUAAUCUAAUGAUCAACAAUCAGCCAUAGCCUAGUCAACAGCGAAUAGACUACGUAGAUUUAGAGAGAGGAGAUAAACAAGAGAAGCAUUAGAUAGCUAAUUAUGGACGGAGAGAAGAAGAGGAAGAGAACAGAGAACGGCAAGGCUAACGGCGGCGAUCGGAACAGGCAUGAGAGAAAAAGUGCUGCGAAUGAGCAUACCGCGGUGUCGCCGCCGCCUUCGGAGGCGGAGGUCGACGAGUUCUUCGCGAUUUUGCGGAGGAUGCAUGUGGCAGUGAGAUAUCUGCAGGAAAGCGGCCAAAAGAGAGUCGUGCCAAAAGGCGACUUGGAUCUCAACACUCUACCAGGAAACGGAGACUAACGCCGUUUAAUCUUAAGUGAGAGAAGUGCGCACUCGGUGCAUUUUAGCCGGUGAAGAUCCUGGAGGUUAAGCUUUUGUUCUUCUUAUCGCUUAUAACAAGUUUAAAAUCUCUUUUUUUUUAGAGAAUUCUACCAAUUUGUUUGGUUUGAAGUAACAAAAAUCUCCAUAUGCUUCAAUAUUGCAUCAGUUUUUUUCUUUAAUUUCUUAUGUAAUAAAACAAAGACUUUUAUGGAAUCAGAUUAUCUAAUUUUAUGCCA
This is a messenger RNA of Nicotiana tabacum (common tobacco), 719 nucleotides long. Lineage: Eukaryota; Viridiplantae; Streptophyta; Magnoliopsida; Solanales; Solanaceae. The record is from RefSeq and is a predicted model, not a curated record.